Messenger RNA from Capronia epimyces CBS 606.96, 1671 nucleotides. RefSeq lists its product as uncharacterized. The record is from RefSeq and is a predicted model, not a curated record. Bases 1 to 1671 code for a protein of 556 amino acids. NCBI's taxonomy places the organism in Eukaryota, Fungi, Ascomycota, Eurotiomycetes, Chaetothyriales, Herpotrichiellaceae. The transcript has a single exon.
AUGCCAAAUACUGCCGGCACCCUCCACGUCGACCUGAAGCCAUGCCUUGCCGAGCUCCUGCGCACCUUCAUCCACCCGCCAACGCUGCUCCUCCGAGUCGAGCACGUAUUUGGCAAGGCGCAGGCAGGUAGCCGUAGGAACGCCAGGGUCGGCCACAUCGCGAACCAGCCUCACCACGGCGAUCGUCCGCUGGAAUUCCGAAUUCAAGCCCCUCCCGACGACAGUGACAGUGACGAGGAAGUUCGCCCUGCAUGCAGUCUCCGCCUGGCACUCUCGGAUGGAGUCCUGCAAAUCCAAGCGGUCCUAGCCCUAGCGAAGCUGCAGCGCCAGCACACAGACCAGCUUCUGGAGUUACGACCGGGCGACCUUGUUGAAGUAGGGGCCUUUCAACUUAGAAGCGCAGCUCGACUCAACGGUCAAGGCAAGGUGAUUUACCUUGGAGUACAACAUUGUGCGUGGGUUGGGAGGGGUCAGAUAGCCGAGCCGCCAUUCGAGCCCGAAUCCGCAUCCGAAAGAGAGGGUGGCUUCAUCCGCGAGGGCGAGGACGAGGACGCCGAGAUGACGAGAAACAGACAAAAGACGGCGAUGACGGGCGUGUCUGGUCUGACCCGAAGUUCCUCGAAUCUCAGCACGUCGGCUAAACGAGGUGUCGAGGACGACGGUGGUGGCCGUGGUGUCUCGAAGAAAAGGUCAACAAUGAACCAACGAUCCAAGGGGCCGAACUCAGCGUCACACCGACGUGAAAAUGCAGACGGCGACGAGUCUGAGGACGAUUGGUUCGAGACGAUUCCCGUGUCUCAGUCACAGGUCGAAAACCGUCGAGAAAGCCUCCGCAGGAUGGAGCGUCAAGUACAUAUGGGGACGGCCACAAGCCCUGUUGGCGGCGUGGAAGUAGAAGGCGAGGUAGAAUCGGAGGAAGCAUGGUGUGGUGCAUUGCCCACCUUGGACGGAAGGCGUGAUGACCAACAGAAAACCAACUUCAAUCAGGGUGAGGAUUUCAGCGACAGCGAUGCCGGCCCUGCUAGUCGUAUGCUGGAACCGCAGCACCAGGAUCAAGAUCAAGUUCACGCCCAAGAGAAAGACCAAGAUCAAGACCAAACUCAAGCCCAAGCUCAAGAGUCGACAAUCAUCAGACAUGGUCCAUCGCCUUCGUCCCUCAUCUCUUCCGCUGCACCACUCCACACACUAGGCUCGCUCAUCCAGCAGGCGGGUUCGACUCUGCCACAGCGCAACUACCGCUGCACCAUCUUCGGCGUGAUCAGCUGGGUGUCAGCCUCGAUCAUCCACAAGCCGAACACUCCGUAUCCGCCCAAGCGGCACGUCAAAGUGCAUGAUGCGAGCAUUUCGCAUCGACAGGCGGGAGUCACGGUCGCCGUGUUCGUCGACGCCAAAACCUUCAUGCCUGAGGUCGGCACUGUGGCGUUGCUCAGGGGCGUGGUGAUGCAGCGAUACCAAGACGACGUGAUCUUGAACAAGUACGAUGCCAGUUCCAGUUCCGGUUCCGGGACCCGGACAACGGAGGAUGUCGAUGUCGAUGUCGAUGUCGAUGUUGACGUCGCUGACACCCAGGGCUGGUUCGUCAGCGACCCGAAGAGCUUGGUCGAGGCCGGGUUGGAUGUGCAAGGCAUGAAGGACUGGUGGCAGGCGAGAGUGACGAAGAAGAAGGGCUGA